Messenger RNA from Fusarium falciforme, 861 nucleotides. RefSeq lists its product as hypothetical. The record is from RefSeq and is a predicted model, not a curated record. Bases 1 to 861 code for a protein of 286 amino acids. NCBI's taxonomy places the organism in Eukaryota, Fungi, Ascomycota, Sordariomycetes, Hypocreales, Nectriaceae. The transcript has 2 exons.
AUGGCCCAGUGCUCAAGGCAACUUGAGCUCUACCAGCCAUGGGCUCAGACAUUUGAAACCGUAUCCUUGGAUCAUGCGGAUAACUUCAAAGCCGAACAUGCACAGUGGGGGCAGCCCUGGGAACAGUUUCUUCCCGCCACCAGGGAGCAGAACUUGGCCAGUGUUGGGAGACUCGCUGAGCCUUCUGGUUGCAAGUUUUCUUACCCCUUUGACAAGCGCCACACAAAGGAGACGGUGGAUGCGUUGCGGAGAGCAGAGGCCAACCUGGAUGCCGUUUGGGACAAGAUUGAUGACCAACUGCGAUUCAAGGUGCCGGAGCUGCAAGGAACAGCUGUUCAUCGCUUCCUUUCGAAGCUGCGCAUGCUCCGGAGAACUGCAGAAUGGGUUGAACCGACGGUGCCAACGAAAGACAAGAAGGUCGCGGAUCCCAACCUUGGCACCUUGAACCGACCGCUUUCAAAUGUCAAGACCAAAACCAAGGGCGUCUCAUCGGCAAAACCAGCUGCGGCACCUGAGGCACCUGAACCAGAGAACCCGGAUCCUCAACCAACACUCCACGUGGAUGCUAGAACGCUCAAAGUAUUCCGUACCCUAUUCUUCAACCCCGAGAUAAACUCGACUCCCGGCUCGGUUCUUUGGAACGACUUCCUCCACGAGAUGGUGGCCACGGGCUUCCAAGCAGAGAAGCUCUACGGCUCUGUUUGGCAGUUUUCGUCCACCACGUUGGAUGUGGAGAGGAGCAUCCACUUCCAUGAGCCUCACCCCAAGGGUAAGAUUCCUUUCGAGGUGGCUAGACGGCAUGGGAGACGGCUGGCGAGGGCGUAUGGCUGGUUUGGGGGCAUGUUUGUCUUGAAGAAGUAG